This is a messenger RNA of Rhinichthys klamathensis goyatoka, 1348 nucleotides long. RefSeq names its product eukaryotic translation initiation factor 3, subunit Jb (gene eif3jb). Gene Ontology annotation, molecular function: translation initiation factor activity. NCBI's taxonomy places the organism in Eukaryota, Metazoa, Chordata, Actinopteri, Cypriniformes, Leuciscidae. Bases 139 to 930 code for a protein of 263 amino acids. The record is from RefSeq and is a predicted model, not a curated record. Gene Ontology annotation, cellular component: eukaryotic translation initiation factor 3 complex; cytoplasm. The transcript has 8 exons.
UGUAUCGCAGUGGUGCGCGCGCGGACACCAGUCCUCCGAUAUCCCGUCAGCAUGAAAGACAGAAGCGCGUAGAGUAGAGCAGGUCUGUGCACAUGCUUUCUCUCAGCUAGUACUUUAACUAACUCACACUAAGCCAAGAUGGCGGAUGCCGACGACUGGGACGCUGACAGCUUCGAUCCAAGUGAGCCGAUCGUAGUUGCUGCCGCGCUGGUGGAUAAAUGGGAAGGCGAGGACGAGGAGGAAGACGUGAAGGAUAACUGGGAUGAUGAUGAGGAGGAGAAGGAGGAAGAGAAGAAAGUUGAACAGAUAAAAGCUGAAGUGAAACCUCCUGAGAAGAAGAAAUUAAGUGAUAAAAUAAAAGAGAAAGAACUUGCUGAAAAGAAAAAACAAGACGAGUUGAGGAAGAAACAAGAAUCAGCGAUAAGUGAGAAUCUAUCACCAGAAGAGCUUAUAGCAGAGAAGCUUCGACUGAAAAAGUUGCAGGAGGAGGCAGACUUGGAAUUGGCCCGUGAGGCUUUUGGUGUUGAUCCUGCUGCUGCAAAUUCCUCUACUACUGUUAUGACAACAAACAAUGACUCUGGAAUUGAAGCCAUGUGCCCCUCAUCCAAAGAUGACUUUGUUGCAUUUGAAAAAUUACUGAAAGAUAAGAUAACACAGUUUGAAAAAUCAGUGCAUUAUUCCAGCUUUUUGGAGUCACUGUUUCGAGAGCUUUGUAUUUCAUUGGAAGUAGAUGACCUGAAGAAAAUAAAUACUACUUUGUCUGCUCUGCUCAAUGAAAAACAAAAGCAAGAAAAGGAAAAGAAGGCAAAUAAGAAAAAGAAGAAAGGUGUACUUCCUAGUGGUGGAUUGAAAGCAAAAAUGAAAGAUGACAUUGCUGAUUAUGGUGAAUUUGACGGUGGCUACGGCAAUGACUAUGAUGACUUCAUGUGACGAAGGUUCAUCGUCCCCUUCCCAUUCCCUCUGUGCCAGACGCCCCUGGAGACAUUCAACAUUUACCCGUCCUUGCUACUCAGUGCCAUCUUGAACGCUGAACAAUGUGUCAACCCUUUACUUCGUUCCAGUGGUGACAGACUCCUCAUAAAGCUGCUAUCAGCCCAUUGUACCCCAGCGGCAAAUGGGGAAAGGCAAAUUUAUUCAGAUGGCCUUGAAUUUUUUUCAAAAACAUACUGUAUGAUGUGGGACUUCUUUGAUGGAGGCAUGUCCUCUGAUUGGCCUAAAUAAGAAUUUCAAUGCCUUAUAGAAAACUUUGUAGAAAAUAUUUCUUGAUUUCAUUAAAAGUGGCUUAUGUUUUUAAAGCUGUGCAAUUUCAGUUACACAGAAGUAAAAAAGUGAUGCUCUAUGCAAAUUA